This is a messenger RNA of Bipolaris maydis ATCC 48331, 201 nucleotides long. The record is from RefSeq and is a predicted model, not a curated record. Lineage: Eukaryota; Fungi; Ascomycota; Dothideomycetes; Pleosporales; Pleosporaceae.
AUGCGAAGUCCAUACUCGGAAGGCAAUGGCCAAGAUAGCAAGAAAGACUGGCUCUCAGGGUCUCAACCUUCGCAAGGCAUACUCGCUGCCCAAGACAAUGGUAACACUAACGCUUCAAGAGCAUGUCACUGGGGCUGUUUCGAUAAACUCCGAUGUUCUUACUGGUUCAAGGAGAGCGAUCAGGCCCAAACAGAGCUUUAA